UAAUAAUAAACCAGAGAACUCUUCUGAUCUCCUUCCUUCUCUGUCAAUGAAAAUGAGCAGCCGACGGCGACGAUGCAAGCGACAGCUGAUCAAGUUCACUCAGCACAUUACUCGAUUCAUCACAGGAACUCUGAGCUCAGAUAAUGAGGACGAAGAACAAGAGAGCAUGACCGAGCGCUAUCACCCGGAAAAUCUGGAGCAGCUGCAGUCGCAGACCCACUUCUCCAGACAAGAGCUGCAGUUACUCUUCAGAGGAUUCAAGAACGACUGUCCGAGUGGAGUCGUGAAUGAGGACACUUUCAAAAACAUCUACGCCUUGUUCUUCCCACUGGGAGAUUCAUCAAAGUAUGCUCAGUUUCUUUUCAAUGCAUUUGAUAAAGAUAAGAACGGCUCUCUUAGUUUUGAGGAGUUAGUCUGUGAUCUCUCUGUUUUGUUGAGAGGCAGUACUGAAGAGAAGCUGAACUGGGCUUUCAAUCUAUACGACAUCAACAGCGACGGACAGAUCACUAAAGAGGAGAUGUUGGAUAUAUUGAAGUCUAUUUAUGAUCUGAUGGGGAAAUCUGUCCAUCCUCGACUGAAAGAGGAGGCAGUGAGGCAACACGUCAGAAUGUUCUUCCAAAAAAUGGACAUAAAUCAGGAUGGUGUAGUAACUAUUGAGGAAUUCAUGGACUGCUGCCAAAAAGAUGAGGAUAUAAUGCAGUCUCUUAAGAUUUUUGACAAUGCUGUUUAGAUGUUAGUCAGCACUUAUUCUCACCGGACACCUCUGGACUGUCCAGACUGUGUUUGUGGACUGACUGCUGAAUGUAGAACCCUGAUAGACAUUUGGAGUCAUUGUGUGAUGCAAAUGUGAAUCCAGUGUUAAAGUGGUACAGUAACAUCUUUUUUUUUUUUUUUUAUCAUGCAUGGUGCAAAAGUGUUCUUUUAAUUCAUAAUGUAUUCAUUCAACACUGUUCAACAACCAGCAUUUAUUUAUUUAGUUUUUGACAUUUAAAAAAAAGGUUAAAUAUAUUGUACUUAUGUAUUGAUUUCAAAAUCUUCUGGAAGAAAGAAUCUAGUUUGUAUUUCACCAUUUAAUGCAUCGACCUAAUAAUGUUGCUUAUACUGAAUAUCAGAAAAAUGAUAAAACUGCAUGAUGCACAGAUGCUUUUCCUCUAAAGCUGCUCUAAUCAUGAACAAAGAUAAUGAAGUUUUGCUUCUUUUCACAACUCCCAAAUAUAAUUUGUGGUGCUAAUUUCUGUUCUCUAAAUGCAUACUUUCUUUGAUUCAUUAAAUCCUCAGUGUCUUUUCCUAAACUCUAGAUUAGGAUUUACAGUAUGCUUGAA
Molecule: messenger RNA, 1322 nt
Organism: Carassius auratus (goldfish)
Lineage: Eukaryota; Metazoa; Chordata; Actinopteri; Cypriniformes; Cyprinidae
Product: Kv channel-interacting protein 4-like
Exons: 8
Coding region: 47-730 (227 amino acids)
Biological process (GO): regulation of potassium ion transmembrane transport
Cellular component (GO): voltage-gated potassium channel complex
Molecular function (GO): calcium ion binding; potassium channel regulator activity
Source: RefSeq, a predicted model, not a curated record